Molecule: messenger RNA, 1058 nt
Organism: Erigeron canadensis
Lineage: Eukaryota; Viridiplantae; Streptophyta; Magnoliopsida; Asterales; Asteraceae
Product: ribulose-phosphate 3-epimerase, cytoplasmic isoform
Exons: 9
Coding region: 185-877 (230 amino acids)
Biological process (GO): carbohydrate metabolic process; pentose-phosphate shunt, non-oxidative branch; pentose-phosphate shunt
Cellular component (GO): cytosol
Molecular function (GO): metal ion binding; D-ribulose-phosphate 3-epimerase activity
Source: RefSeq, a predicted model, not a curated record
GUAUGAAAAUAAUAAGAGUAGGUAAGAUCAUCAACAUCCUUCCUUUGGUCAAAAGUAUCGAGUCACGAAUCUGUUUCAAACCAAACCCAGAACACAAGCCCUCUUUUCUCCCUAUCAUCAUCAUCAAUCAUCAACGCUCCUUUUGCUGCCUGUCAUCAGAUUUUGUGAAACGGAAAUAGGAAAAAUGCCAACAUCAUCAUCAGUUGAAGCAAAGAUUGCACCCUCGAUGCUAUCUUCAGAUUUCGCCAAUCUUGCAUCGGAAGCUGAACGGAUGGUCAGCUUUGGUGCUGAUUGGCUUCACAUGGAUAUCAUGGAUGGUCAUUUUGUUCCAAAUCUAACAAUAGGUGCUCCUGUCAUUGAAAGUUUGAGAAAACACACCAAAGCGUAUUUGGAUUGCCACCUUAUGGUAACAAAUCCUAUUGAUUAUGUUGAUGUAUUUGGGAAAGCCGGUGCUUCAGGUUUCACUUUUCAUGUAGAGGUGUCCAAAGAUAAUUGGCAAGAACUUGUUAAAAGAAUUAAGUCCAAGGGUAUGCGGCCUGGCGUGGCAUUAAAGCCAGGAACACCCGUUCAAGAAGUGUAUCCCCUGCUUGAAGGGGCAGAUCCUGUUGAAAUGGUUCUUGUUAUGACUGUGGAACCUGGAUUUGGUGGGCAAAAGUUCAUGCCUGAUAUGAUGAAUAAGGUACGCACGCUGAGAGAAAGGUAUCCGACACUUGAUAUAGAGGUAGAUGGUGGUCUAGGCCCUUCAACCAUUGAUGCAGCUGCUGCUGCUGGUGCAAACUGUAUUGUUGCCGGCAGUUCAGUAUUUGGAGCUCCAGAACCAGCUCAAGUUAUAUCUCUACUGAGAUCAAGCGUAAACAAGGCGCAGAAGUCUGGUUGAAGCACAUACAAUGAUACAAGUAAUAAACUUUCUAAGUGAGUGAGGUUUCGGUCCCCGAGACAUGAUAAAUUUCUGAGUUGCUGGUUUUCUUUUGUUCCAUACGUGGUGCGCUCAUUGUACUAUUGUACUGUAUAUGUAAAGUUUUUGAUUGAUUCGUCAAAUAAUCAUAAUUAUUGCUUAA